Messenger RNA from Penicillium vulpinum, 5805 nucleotides. RefSeq names its product putative potassium ion channel Yvc1 (gene yvc1). The transcript is spliced from 9 exons. The record is from RefSeq and is a predicted model, not a curated record. Gene Ontology annotation, cellular component: endoplasmic reticulum membrane. The coding region runs from base 1 to 5805 and encodes 1934 amino acids. Gene Ontology annotation, molecular function: P-type ion transporter activity; ATP binding; ATP hydrolysis activity. Gene Ontology annotation, biological process: intracellular calcium ion homeostasis. NCBI's taxonomy places the organism in Eukaryota, Fungi, Ascomycota, Eurotiomycetes, Eurotiales, Aspergillaceae.
AUGGGACAUUGGAGAAAUCUCUUUCGCUCCGAUCGUGGCAGGACCCGGCACCGCGUUCAGGUAGAACGUCGUCGGCUGCUACCUGCCUAUGCUGCCGAAGAGUCUGAUGCCUCUGAUGCUUCAAAGGAAAUUGCCAAGGUUGCUCUUCGGCUGAAGUAUCAAAUCGAGCAGGUUGUCUCCUGCGAAGUAGAGGAUAGUGUCUUGACCAACCCAAACAGCCGCAUCAUCACGGAUGAUGUGGUUGCAUCUGCUAGACAGGCUGGUGGAGAAGAUUACAAAGCAUGCGUUGUCUAUUGUCUUCUAAUUUGUCUACGAUGGUUCAAGAUUCAAUCCUCCGUCGAGCUUUGGGAUUCCGAUCUCCAUGAGGUUCGGGCUGUGGCGUGCGAGGUCAUCGCCAAGCGCAUUAUCGAAUCCGAGAAGGACCAAGAUUACGUGCUGAAACACAUUUUACUCAAGCGAUACUCUAUCUUUAGUGAAGGAGUAGAGACUGAACCUGCCAAUGUUGUUGAACGAGCGGUAGAUCUUCAUGCCUUGAGGAUCAUUAGCUCUGCUCCUUACCAGAGAUGUAUCCAGUACCUGUGGAAGGGUUGGAUCUGCCAGGAAGAAGGCAACCCAACUAACUUUGUCGAGUACACCGAGAAGUCCAACACCGGGUACUGGGUGCAUUUUCACCCUGAUCGGAUGCGGACUCCUCUGUAUCAGAAUGUCUGUCAAAUUUUGUUUUCCUUGGUUUACCUCGCGAUUUAUACGCAAGUCAUCAACAGCGUGAACCCAACCGGUGACCUUGAUGUGGCCGAAGCCAUUCUUUACGUUAUGACUCUUGCGUUCAUGUGUGACGAGGGGGUCAAGUUUUGGAAAGUUGGGUGGAAUUACCUCGAAUUCUGGAAUGCCUUCAAUUCAACCCUUUACGCGAUCCAGGCAGCGUCACUUAUCUUGCGCUUUCUUGCCUUGGCACACUCGUCAUCCACUCACGAUAAACAAAGGCAGCUAUACAACGAGCUCAGCUACAAUUUCCUGGCUUUUGCGGGCCCUAUGUUCUGGAUGCGCAUGAUGUUGUAUCUUGAUUCGUUCCGCUUCUUCGGUGCAAUGUUUGUAGUUCUUCGAGUCAUGAUGAAGGAGAGCUUGAUAUUCUUUGCCCUUCUAUUUGUGGUUAUGGCUGGUUUCUUCCAGGCCUUCGUCGGCAUGGCCCAAGUCGACCCUGAUGUCCCUCUCCAUCGAAACAUUCUCCAGGGAAUGGUAAAUAGUAUUAUGCAGAGCCCCGAGUUUGAUACUUUCCAGGAUUUUGCAUUUCCCUUUGGCAUCAUCCUCUACUAUGUUUUCAAUUUCAUUGUUAUGACUGUUUUGUUGAAUAUCCUCAUCGCCUUGUACAACAGCGCAUAUACAGAUAUCUCUGGCAAUGCUACAGAGGAGUACAUGGCCAUCUUCGCGCAGAAAACCAUGCAGUUCGUUCGCGCCCCAGAUGAAAAUGUCUUCAUCCCGCCAUUCAACCUCAUCGAGAUUCUGUUUCUGGUGGCCCCAUUCGAAUGGUGGCUUUCGCGGGAGACCUAUGCCAAGCUCAAUGACUUUGUAAUGGCCGUGAUCUACUCGCCGUUGCUCACCAUUGCAGCCUGGGUUGAGAUCCGUCAAGCGCACCGAAUUCGAUGGAAUCGCCGCCAUGGCGAAGAAGAUGAUGAUACUGCUCAAGAAUGGGAGCAUGUGGCUAAGGAGGUCAAUUUUGAUCUUGAUGACACUUGGAAGCAACAGAUAGCAGAGUCCACGCCGGAUAUCAAGGUUGAUAGUUGUACUUAUGAACUCAGAGAGCUGAAGGAGCAGGUUAGGUUGUUGACAGAGAUGGUGAGGGAAUUGACUCAGGAGAAAGUGGACAAGAAGGUGGAUGGAGCAACGCGUCGAGCGGCGAAUCCUCUGGAACCAAAAUUGGCAAAACUCGUGGAUGACCCUCAGAUCCAUACUGCCUCGUUGCAUAACCCACUCCCUUGGCAAUUGCAUACAUAUGUCUGGCCUUUCCUGAUCAUCUGGCCUGUGUUCUUCGCCUUUUACCUCUCCCCCGAUCGUUAUGAUACCUACAUUCAGGGACAGGAAUGGACCUUCGUGUUCGCGGGGUCUAUCGUCACCUUCCAAUCGCUCUUCUGGCUGAUGACCAAGUGGAACAUUGAUAUCAACACCCUAUUCACUACCACUCGAUCCAAGUCCAUCGACACUGCCCGGCUUAUCAAGGUGGUUCCCAUCACUAAUGCUGGCUCUGCCGAGAUCUGCACAUUGAUUAGAGAGAACAACGGCCCGAAGAAGACUCUUUCAUUCCUCUUCCAGAAGCGCCGCUUCCUCUUUUACCCGGAAACUCGCACAUUCGCACCCCUAUCCUACGCCCUUGACGCCGAACCAAAGCCGGCGCUCAAGACUUUCCAACUGACCGAGGGCUUCACGUCGAAGGCCGAGAUCGACCGUAUCCAAAACCACUAUGGCGAUAACACCUUCGAUAUCCCUGUUCCUGGUUUCCUUGAGCUCUUCCAGGAGCACGCUGUUGCGCCGUUCUUCGUCUUCCAGAUUUUCUGUGUCGGAUUGUGGAUGUUGGAUGAAUACUGGUACUACUCGCUUUUCACACUCUUCAUGCUUGUUAUGUUUGAGAGCACUGUUGUGUGGCAGCGCCAAAGGACCCUGAACGAGUUCCGUGGAAUGAGCAUCAAGCCUUACGAUGUUUGGGUAUACCGUGAACGGAAAUGGCAGGAGAUCACUAGUGAUAAGCUUCUUCCCGGCGACCUCAUGUCAGUGAACCGCACCAAGGAGGACAGUGGCGUUGCCUGUGAUAUUCUUUUGAUUGAAGGUAGUGUCAUUGUGAACGAGGCUAUGCUUUCUGGCGAGAGCACACCUCUUCUGAAAGACUCCGUCCAGCUCCGUCCCGGCGAUGACUUGAUUGAACCGGAUGGAUUUGAUAAGCUCUCGUUUGUGCAUGGCGGUACCAAGGUCCUCCAGGUUACUCACCCUAAUCUGACUGGCGACUCGGGCUUGAAGAACUUGGCCAGCAACGUUAUCAUGCCCCCAGACAAUGGUGCUUUGGGUGUGGUUGUUAAGACUGGUUUCGAAACCAGCCAGGGUAGCCUUGUUCGGACCAUGAUUUACUCGACUGAACGUGUCUCUGCCAACAAUGUUGAAGCUCUGUUCUUCAUUCUCUUCCUACUGAUUUUCGCAAUUGCCGCUUCGUGGUACGUGUGGCAAGAGGGUGUGAUCCAGGACCGCAAACGCUCCAAGCUUCUGCUCGACUGUGUCCUCAUCAUCACCAGUGUUGUUCCUCCCGAACUACCCAUGGAACUGAACUUGGCCGUCAACACUAGUCUUGCUGCUUUGAGCAAAUUUGCCAUUUUCUGCACUGAGCCUUUCCGUAUCCCCUUCGCUGGUCGUGUUGACAUCGCUUGCUUCGACAAGACCGGUACCCUGACUGGAGAGGACCUUGUCGUUGAUGGUAUUGCUGGACUCACCCUAGGUGAACCUGACUCGAAGGUCGAAGCCGAUGGUGCUCACCCCGAAUUGGCCAAUUCCUCUGCUGCUGGACUUAACACCACUCUCGUUCUCGCCAGUGCUCACGCCCUGGUGAAGCUGGAUGAGGGUGAGGUCGUCGGUGAUCCUAUGGAAAAGGCUACAUUGGAAUGGCUCGGCUGGACUUUGGGCAAGAGCGACACUCUGUCUUCCAAGGGCAACGCUCCCGUUGUCGAUGGUCGCAAUGUCGAGUCUGUUCAAAUCAAGAGAAGGUUCCAGUUCUCCUCGGCCCUGAAACGCCAGAGUACUAUCGCCACCGUCACCACAAAUGACCGCAAGUCUUCGAAGAAGAUCAAGUCUACCUUUGUGGGUGUCAAGGGUGCCCCCGAGACCAUCAAUACUAUGCUGGUCAACACACCUCCCAACUACGAAGAAACCUACAAGCACUUCACCCGCAAUGGUGCUCGCGUGCUUGCUCUUGCCUACAAGUACCUUUCAUCUGAAUCCGAACUUUCCCAGAGUCGCGUGAACAACUAUGUCCGCGAUGAGGUUGAGUCUGAGCUGAUUUUUGCCGGUUUCCUUGUCCUGCAGUGCCCCCUGAAGGAUGAUGCCAUCAAGUCUGUCCGUAUGCUGAAUGAGAGCAGCCACCGUGUUGUUAUGAUCACUGGUGAUAACCCGUUGACCGCUGUCCAUGUCGCACGCAAGGUCGAGAUUGUUGACCGUGAGGUUCUCAUCCUUGAUGCCCCUGAACAUGACAACUCUGGAACCAAGAUCGUCUGGCGUACCAUCGACGAUAAGCUCAAUAUCGAAGUCGACCCCACUAAGCCCCUCGACCCGGAGAUUCUGAAGACUAAGGACAUCUGUAUUACUGGAUAUGCUCUGGCAAAGUUCAAGGAUCAGAAGGCUCUCCCUGAUCUGCUCCGUCACACCUGGGUUUAUGCUCGUGUGUCCCCCAAACAAAAGGAAGAGAUUCUUCUUGGUCUCAAGGAUGCCGGAUACACCACUCUGAUGUGCGGCGAUGGUACCAACGAUGUUGGCGCUCUUAAGCAGGCCCACAUUGGUGUCGCGCUCCUGAACGGCUCGCAAGAAGAUCUCACCAAGAUCGCUGAACACUACCGGAACACCAAGAUGAAGGAGCUGUACGAGAAGCAGGUCGGCAUGAUGCAGAGAUUCAACCAGCCCACGCCUCCAGUCCCUGUUCAGAUCGCUCACCUGUAUCCUCCCGGUCCUUCCAACCCACACUACCAGAAAGCCAUGGAGCGGGAGUCGCAACGCAAGGGUGCUGCGAUCACCGCUGCUGGUGGAACCCCCGAAGCUAUCCCAACCAUCACAUCUCCUGGCGCUCAGGCCUUGCAGCAAUCGGAUUUGACACCCCAGCAGCUGAAAAAGCAGCAGGCCCAGGCUGCUGCAGCUGGCCUUGCAGACAAGCUCACAGCUUCUAUGAUGGAACAGGAAUUGGAUGACGGCGAGCCUCCUACUAUCAAGUUGGGUGAUGCAUCAGUCGCUGCUCCCUUCACCAGCAAGUUGGCCAACGUUAUUGCUAUUCCGAAUAUUAUUCGCCAGGGUCGUUGCACCUUGGUUGCGACCAUCCAGAUGUACAAGAUCCUUGCUUUGAACUGCUUGAUCAGUGCCUACAGUCUGAGUGUCAUCUACCUGGAUGGCAUUAAGUUCGGUGAUGGACAGGUCACCAUCAGCGGUAUGAUGAUGAGUGUCUGCUUCCUUUCUAUUUCCCGUGCCAAGUCUGUCGAGGGUCUGUCUAAGGAGCGCCCGCAGCCCAAUAUUUUCAACGUCUACAUCAUUGGAUCUGUUCUUGGACAGUUUGCCAUCCACAUCGCGACAUUGAUCUACCUCUCGAACUAUGUCUAUAAGCACGAGCCGAGAAAUUCCGAUAUUGAUCUCGAGGGCGAGUUUGAGCCUUCCCUCUUGAACAGUGCCAUCUACCUCCUCCAGCUGAUCCAGCAAAUCUCCACCUUCUCCAUCAACUACCAAGGUCGUCCCUUCCGCGAGUCAAUCCGCGAGAACAAGGGCAUGUACUGGGGUCUUAUCGCUGCAACGGGUGUUGCAUUCUCCUGCGCCACCGAAUUCGUUCCCGAGCUGAAUGAGAAGCUGCGCCUCGUCCCCUUCACCAAUGAUUUCAAGAUGACUCUGACCGUGCUGAUGAUCUUGGACUACGGUGGCUGCUGGUUGAUUGAGAAUGUUCUUAAGCACCUGUUCAGUGACUUCCGUCCUAAGGAUAUUGCUAUUCGUCGUCCUGAUCAGCUUAAGCGCGAGGCGGAUCGUAAAUUGCAAGAGCAAGUCGAAGCCGAAGCCGAGAAGGAGCGGCUAAGAAAGGUUUAG